Cylicostephanus goldi is the source of this 348-nucleotide messenger RNA. NCBI's taxonomy places the organism in Eukaryota, Metazoa, Nematoda, Chromadorea, Rhabditida, Strongylidae. The record is from the annotation of a GenBank genome assembly.
AUGAAGAACGACUCGAAAGACGGUGGAAUGUUUCGCUUUGUCUAUUGUCGCUAUGCUAUUGUCGCGUUCAUUGCACUUGCUGCGCUGGAACCAUCUGAAGCACUCAAAUGCUGGAAGUGGCACCUGCUGACCACGCCCUACAGAGUAUCCGACGUUGGUCCGGAACUACACCCACAGUGCGCUUUCAUGCUGGAUGCUCCGUGUCUGACAAAAAUAAUCGCGCACUCAUGUAUGACCACUUUCACAUUCUUUAACCAGGCGCAUAAUACGUGUUAUGUGGACGAUGCAGGAUUUGUCAAAUGUGUCUGUGACACAGAUUACUGCUCAUCAAACUGCACUUACAUCGUG